CCAGAAUAAAAAUCCUCACAAGCCUCGCGUUCAUACACCGCCGAAUCUCAGCAUCCACAGCACAAUCCCACCCAACCUCUCUUGCUUGCUCCUCCACUUCUCCUCCUCCUCCUCCUUCUUCUUCUUCUUCUUCUUCUCUCCUUCGUCUUCUAGCUAUGGCCGGCGAGCCUGCAUUGCCACCGCCCUCCUCGUACUGGUUCGACGCCUGUGAGGAUGACGAUGCGCUCUGUGGUAUCGACUUCGCGGACUUGGACGCUGCUAUGCUGCCUGCUAUCCCUUUUGAUCAGGAUGAGGAUGAGGAUGGAUUUUUAGGUGAGAUCGAUCGGAUUCUUGAGAGUAUUAACAGGGAGAGUGAUGAACCACAGCAGCAGCAGCAGCAGCAGCCGCCGUCGCCUGUGAUUGGUGUGGGGGAGAGUGUUUGUGAGGUGAAGGUUGAUGUUUGUCGAGUUGAGAACGGUGGCGGUGUGGGGGAUGGGGAGAAUCGUUGCCAUAUGGAGGUGAAAAGGGAGCGAGAAGGAGAUCAGAUGGAGGAGAGGAGGUAUGCGUCCGGUCGGCAUGAACGGUGCCGUGAGCCCAGACGGUGGGGGCGUGAGUGGCAAGAGGGUGAUCGACGGAGGUGGGAUGGUGAUCGGGGGCGGAAGAGAGAUAGGGAUGGGAGGGAUGGAGAGUGGAGGGAUAGGGAGAGUCGAGGGUACUGGGAAAGGGACAAGAGUGGUAAAGCAGUGUAUAAACCUGGGAAUUGGGAGCCUGAGUGCAAUCGGGAAGUCAAGAAGGUGAAGCUGGAGAGCCCGGAGAAUGGGAGGAGCCCUGAGAAGAAGCAGGAGGAAAAGAAAGAGAAGCCUGCUGAGGAGCAAGCCCGAAAAUAUCAACUUGACGUUCUUGAUCAGGCCAAGAAGAAGAACACCAUUGCUUUUCUUGAGACUGGGGCCGGGAAGACGCUUAUAGCUGUGCUUUUAAUCAAGAGCAUUUGUGCUGAGAUGCUUAAAGAGAACAAGAAAAUGCUGGCCAUCUUUUUAGUGCCUAAAGUCCCGCUUGUCUAUCAGCAAGCGGAAGUGAUACGGGAGAGAACUGGAUACAGAGUAGGUCAUUAUUGUGGGGAGAUGGGUCAGGAUUUCUGGGAUGCCCGGAGGUGGCAGCGUGAAUUCGAGUCAAAGCAGGUGCUUGUUAUGACAGCACAAAUUUUAUUGAAUAUUCUCAGGCACAGCAUAAUAAAAAUGGAUGCCAUUCAUCUUCUCAUUUUGGAUGAAUGCCACCAUGCUGUGAAAAAACAUCCGUAUUCUUUAGUGAUGUCUGAAUUUUACCAUACAACUCCCAAAGAUAAAAGACCAGCUGUUUUCGGAAUGACUGCUUCUCCUGUCAAUCUUAAGGGAGUUUCUAGUCAAGAAGACUGUGCUAUUAAAAUUCGGAAUCUUGAAACCAAACUUGAUUCCAUUGUAUGUACAAUAAAAGAUAGAAGAGAGUUGGAGAAACAUGUACCUAUGCCUUUAGAAAUUAUUGUAGAAUAUGAUAAAGCAGCUAUGUUGUGUACCCUUCAUGAACAAAUUAAGCAAAUGGAAACUGCAGUUGAAGAAGCUGCAAAUUCUAGCUCUAGAAGAAGCAAAUGGCAAUUCAUGGGUGCAAGAGAUGCUGGAUCAAAAGAAGAACUGCGCCUUGUUUAUGGUGUUUCUGAAAGAACAGAAAGUGAUGGUGCUGCAAAUCUAAUCCAGAAAUUGAGGGCUAUCAACUAUGCUUUGGGUGAACUUGGACAGUGGUGUGCUUACAAGGUGGCGCAUUCAUUUUUAACUGCUUUACAGAAUGAUGAAAGGGCGAACUACCAGCUUGAUGUGAAGUUCCAGGAAUCUUACUUGAAGAAGGUUGUUGCUUUAUUGCAAUGCCAAUUAUCUGAGGGAGCUGCUGUUAGCGAAAAAGAUACAGGAAUGGAUUUGGACAUAAAUAAUAACCAUACCAUAGAUGAGAUUGAGGAAGGAGAGCUGCCUAACAGUCAUGCUGUUUCUGGUGGUGAGCAUGUCGAUGUAAUAAUUGGAGCUGCUGUGGCAGAUGGAAAAGUCACCCCUAAAGUGCAGGCAUUAAUUAAAAUACUUCUAAAGUACCAACAAACGGAAGAUUUUCGUGCAAUAAUCUUUGUGGAGCGAGUUGUUGCUGCUUUGGUUCUUCCGAAGGUUUUUGCUGAGCUUCCAUCUCUAAGCUUCAUCAAGUGUGCGAGCUUGAUUGGGCACAACAAUAAUCAGGAAAUGCGCACAUGUCAAAUGCAAGACACCAUUGCUAAAUUUCGUGAUGGUCGAGUUAAUUUAUUAGUAGCUACCAGUGUUGCUGAAGAAGGGCUUGAUAUUCGUCAAUGCAAUGUUGUCAUUCGCUUUGACCUUGCUAAAACUGUCUUGGCAUAUAUUCAAUCUAGAGGCCGUGCAAGGAAGCCUGGAUCUGAUUACAUAUUGAUGCUUGAGAGAGGGAAUUUGUCACAUGAAACAUUCUUGAGGAAUGCUCGUAAUAGUGAGGAGACACUGAGAAAAGAAGCUAUUGAGAGGACUGAUCUGAGUCAUCUGAAGGGUACUUCAAAGUUAACUCUAACUGAGGCUUUACCCUCUUCAGUUUACCAGGUGCAGUCAACUGGUGCAAUUGUGAGCUUGAAUUCUGCGGUGGGGCUGAUCCAUUUUUACUGUUCCCAGUUACCAAGUGACAGGUACUCAAUACUCCGUCCCGAGUUUAUCAUGGAACGACAUGAGAGACCUGCAGUUUCUACCGAGUAUUCAUGCAAGCUUCAGCUCCCAUGUAAUGCUCCAUUUGAAAAGCUUGAGGGUCCUGUUUGCAGUUCUAUGCGCCUCGCACAGCAGGCUGUAUGCUUGGCUGCUUGCAAGAAACUGCAUGAGAUGGGAGCAUUUACUGACAUGCUUUUGCCAGAUAAAGGAAAUAGGGAGGAAGGUGAUAAAAUUGAACAGAAGGAUGGUGGAGACCCUCUCCCUGGAACAGCACGGCAUAGAGAGUUCUACCCUGAAGGUGUUGGAGAAAUUCUUCGGGGGGAUUGGAUUUUAUGUGGCAGAGAUGACUGUCACAGCUCCAAGAUAUUUCAAUUGUACAUGUAUUCUGUUAAAUGUGCUAACUCUGGAGUUUCUAAAGAUCCAUUCCUUACACAAGUUUCAGAAUUUGCUGUGCUUUUUGGCAAUGAACUGGAUGCAGAGGUAUUAUCGAUUUCGAUGGAUCUCUUUGUAGCUAGAACAAUGAUAACAAAGGCAUCUCUUGUUUUCCGAGGGCCCAUAAGUAUCACUGAAACUCAGCUGGUUUCACUGAAGAGCUUUCAUGUUAGACUUAUGAGCAUUGUGCUUGAUGUUGAUGUAGAUCCCAUGACUACUCCAUGGGAUCCUUCAAAAGCAUAUCUUUUUGUCCCUGUGGUUGGUGGGAAGUGCCUUGAUGCUUUAAAAGAGAUCGACUGGGGCCUUAUUGAAAACAUAAUAGAGACUGAUGCGUGGAGCAAUCCCCUUCAGAGGGCUCGCCCAGAUGUCUACCUUGGUACCAAUGAACGGACCCUUGGUGGAGAUAGAAGGGAGUAUGGGUUUGGAAAGCUGCGUCAUGGCUUAGCAACUGGGCCAAAAGUUCAUCCAACGUAUGGCAUCAGAGGAGCUGUGGCGCAGUUUGAUAUAGUGAAAGCGUCUGGAUUGGUUCCUAAGCGAGACGCUAUGGAAUGCCUUGAUGUGGAUUGGACUCGAGGCAUAUUGAUGGCGGCAGAUUCUUGUAUUGAUGUGAAGGAUCUAAUUGGGAGGGUUGUAACAGCUGUGCACUCAGGAAAGAGGUUUUAUGUGGAUUCUGUGCGCUAUGAAAUGAAUGCAGAGAACUCAUUCCCUCGAAAGGAGGGAUAUCUAGGACCUUUGGAGUACAGUUCCUAUGCUGAUUACUACAGGCAAAAGUAUGGAGUUGAGUUGAUUUAUAAGAAACAGCCUCUUAUACGUGGACGAGGUGUCUCAUAUUGCAAGAAUCUCCUUUCCCCUAGAUUUGAACAUUCUGAAGCAGCAGAAGGAGAAUUUGAUGGGAACUUAGACAAAACCUACUAUGUUUUCUUACCUCCUGAGCUGUGUCUUGUCCAUCCACUCCCUGGGGCCCUUGUUCGAGGUGCUCAGAGGUUGCCUUCAAUAAUGAGGCGAGUGGAGAGUAUGCUUCUUGCUGUUCAGCUUAAGGAUAUGAUCAAUUAUCCUGUUCCAGCUGCCAAGAUCUUGGAAGCCUUGACUGCCGCCUCAUGUCAGGAGACUUUCUGCUAUGAAAGAGCAGAGCUUCUGGGUGAUGCAUAUCUGAAGUGGGUUGUUAGUAGAUAUCUUUUUCUUAAAUACCCACAGAAACAUGAGGGCCAGCUUACUCGAAUGCGGCAACAGAUGGUGAGCAACAUGGUAUUAUACCAGUAUGCUCUUAAUAAAGAACUUCAGUCCUACAUCCAAGCAGACAGAUUUUCCCCAUCCAGAUGGGCUGCACCUGGUGUGCUUCCUGUUUUUGAUGAAGAUAGUAAAGAAUCAGAGGCAACCUUAUUUAGUAAUGAGGAAUCCGCUGCUGUUGCCAUUGAGCCACAAAAUGAUUUUUAUGAUGAUUGUGUAGAAAAUGCAAGGGAAGAUGGGGAGCUGGAAGGUGAUUCUAGUUGCUACAGAGUUCUUUCUAGCAAAACUUUGGCUGAUGUUGUUGAAGCUUUGAUUGGGGUGUAUUAUGUCGAAGGUGGGAAGAAUGCUGCAAACCAUCUAAUGAACUGGAUAGGGAUUCAGGUGGAGUCUGACCCUCAAGAAAUGGAGUAUGUGAAGCCUUAUAACAUACCAGAAAGUGUUAUGAGAAGUGUAGACUUUGACUCAUUGGAAGGUGCAUUAAAUGUGAAGUUUAAAGACAGGGGCCUGUUAUUAGAGGCGAUAACCCAUGCUUCGAGGCCUUCCUCUGGUGUUUCUUGUUAUCAAAGGCUGGAAUUUGUUGGUGAUGCUGUCUUGGAUCAUUUAAUCACGCGACAUUUGUUCUUCACAUACACUGAUUUGCCGCCAGGGCGCCUCACUGACUUACGAGCUGCUGCUGUUAAUAAUGAAAACUUUGCUCGUGUUGCUGUCAAGCACAAGCUGCAUUUACAUCUUCGUCAUGGAUCAAGUGCCCUGGAAACCCAGAUUCGAGACUUUGUGAAGGAUGUUCAGGAUGAACUGUCAAAGCCAGGUUUUAAUUCUUUUGGCCUUGGAGAUUGCAAAGCUCCAAAAGUUUUGGGAGAUAUAGUUGAAUCUAUUGCCGGUGCCAUUUUUCUUGACAAUGGCCGUGAUACUUCGGUGGUCUGGAAGGUCUUCCAACCUUUGCUUCAUCCCAUGGUGACCCCUGACACUCUGCCGAUGCAUCCAGUGAGAGAACUCCAAGAGCGGUGUCAGCAGCAAGCGGAGGGCCUGGAAUACAAGGCAACACGAGCUGGAAAUCUGGCUACAGUCGAGGUUUUCAUUGAUGGUGUUCAGAUUGGAAUAGCUCAGAACCCGCAGAAGAAAAUGGCACAAAAAUUGGCAGCCAGAAAUGCCCUUGUUGUUUUAAAGGAGAAGGAGAAGGAGAAGGAGGAGAAGGCAUCAAAGAUAGAAGCUGAAAAUGGAGACAAGAAAAAUGGGGUUCAGGUCUUCACCAGACAAACCCUUAACGACAUAUGCUUACGAAGGCAGUGGCCGAUGCCUCAAUACCGUUGUAUCAAUGAAGGAGGUCCGGCUCAUGCGAAAAGGUUCGUGUACUCUGUGCGUGUGAAUACAACAGUUCGAGGCUGGACCGAUGAGUGCAUUGGAGAACCAAUGCCCAGUGUCAAGAAGGCGAAAGACUCAGCUGCUGUUCUCCUCUUAGAGCUUCUCAAUCGAUGUUAUCCGGAAACCAAGUGAUCCUAAUCUUAAAUCUUCAUAUUGUUUAGGUGAAGGUGAGCCCAACAAGUUCUGCUUCAUCAAUUCAAUUCCUAAGUUAAAUUAAUUUUCUUACCAUAAUUUUUUCAUAGGUCUGUUGUUGUAACCUAUAUAUUUAUAUACACACCCAGAGAAUGGGGAAUUCAAUCAACAGAUCUUAGAAUGUGUGCUCUUAGAAAUUGACAUA
Dioscorea cayenensis subsp. rotundata (Guinea yam) is the source of this 6051-nucleotide messenger RNA. RefSeq names its product endoribonuclease Dicer homolog 1. Gene Ontology annotation, cellular component: cytoplasm; nucleus. Lineage: Eukaryota; Viridiplantae; Streptophyta; Magnoliopsida; Dioscoreales; Dioscoreaceae. The record is from RefSeq and is a predicted model, not a curated record. The transcript has 19 exons. The coding region runs from base 156 to 5846 and encodes 1896 amino acids. Gene Ontology annotation, molecular function: RNA binding; protein binding; ribonuclease III activity. Gene Ontology annotation, biological process: siRNA processing.